CAUCAACCAUCGACGUUCGACUCGACAUUCGAUUCGACAUUUUUAAUUCUAUUUUACUUAAAAUUUUGCUAACAUUACUGUUUAGCUAAGUUUAAUUAACACAUUUACUAGAAUAUUCAAAUAUUAAACGAAUUUUUCUUUUGUGUAAAUCUAAAACUCCAUUCCUGUAUGUUGUUAUUUUUGUGGUUAUGUGUUUUACGAUGCUAUAGUGAGUUUCCAGAAAAGUCCUGUUUUUAAUAAUGUCUGCAAAAAGACAAGCAGAGACACAGCUAGAUUAUGAUAACUGGGAUCAAGAGGAACCUGUGGAGAAAGAUGAAGGUGGUGGUUUUAAAAUGGCGCCAAAAGAAAUUCUUGAGAAACGUGUAAUACGAACCGCUAAAAGGCGGUCGCAAGCCACGGGCGAUACGGCACAGAACAGCAUUUUUAGCGGUUUUAGUGGAUUUAACAAAACACAAAAAACAUCCUUUGAUUUUCUGGCAAAUUUAACAAACGGAAGCAAGGCAAAUAUUGAGCCCGCAACUCUCAAGAGCGACACAGCAGUUGUCUCAUCCAGUUCUGUGAGCAAUAAGCCAGCUAGUAGUCCUACUAGUGGAGUCUUUAGUUUGUCGGGAUCAUCAACACCUAUUACAAAAUCAGUGUUUGGUCAGUCUGACUCUACUGUAUUUGGUGGAACAGGAGCUACUCCUGCUUUUACACAAUCUGUGUUUAGCUCUUCAAAACCAGAUUCCACAGUAAAUGAUAGCCCAUUGAAAGUUCAGUCUUCAGUUAGUUCUACACCAUGUAAUACUUUCUCCCUAAAAUCAAACGCAAACCCAGAUAAAUCAACCCCUCAAGCUUCUUCAAACUUAUUUGGAGUGUCCUCUUCAAAUGUUAAUAAUAACAGCUCCCCAUUUUCAGCUAAACCUAAUAAAUCGUCACCUAUUGCAACUCCCACAACUGAUGCAAGCCCUUUAGAAUCAAAAGAAAUUAAACCAGCUAAGAAAGUUGUUAGUGAUGAAAAUGAAUUAAUGUACUACAACAAUUUGAAAGCCUUAAAUAAAUCUGUGUGUGCAUGGAUUAAUAAACAUGUUGAAGAGACACCUUUGUGUAUUUUGAGUCCAAUAUUUAGAGAUUAUGACAAGCAUGUAACAAAUCUCAGACUGGAGUUGGACAAAAAUAAGAAAAAUAAAUCUGGCCCAAAAGACAAUGAGGACAAGAAAAAUUCUGUAACAUCUGGGAACAAUUUAAAUUCAACAUUAUUCAAUAGUUCUCCUUCCAAAUCUGUAUUCUCUGUGACUCCAACUACAACAAGCUCAACGGUUGCAAAAACAUCGAGCUUCACCUUUGGUAUCAAUACUUCGUCUACUCCAAGUACUACAAGCUCAACGGCAGUGACAACUUCAAGCUUUAGCUUUGGUAUCAAUACUUCCUCUACUACAAGUACAUCAAGUUCAAUGGGUGACAAAACAUCGAACUUCACCUUUGGUAUUAACACAUCCACUACUACAUCUGCCAAUAAUAACUUAGCAACUACUGUAACUCCGAGCACUGGAUUUUCCUUUGGAAUUAAACCAACAACAGCUACAACUUCUCCGUUUGGUGCUAAAACGACCACAAGUGAGAAUAAUGGUGGUACUCCAUUCUCAUUUGGUGUAGGAAAGCCUUUCUCUUUUAAUUCAAAUAUACAAAAAACUGAGGAGCCAGCUAAUGAAGGGGAUGCCAAUGAAGAUGAGCCCCCUAAAGUAGAGUAUAAUCCAAUUGCUGAAGAAAAUAGUGUGUAUGAUAAAAAAUGCAAGGUAUUUGUAAAAAAAGACGGCAAUUAUGUUGACAAAGGUGUUGGCACACUUUAUAUUAAGAAAAUAGAAGAGACGGGAAAACACCAGUUGUUAGUUCGAGCGAACACAUCUUUGGGCAAUGUCUUAAUAAACAUGAUAUUAAGUUCAUCAUUGCCUACACAGCGUAUGGGUAAAAACAAUGUCAUGAUGGUCUGUAUACCUACUCCCGAUGCAAAGCCUCCGCCGGUGUCUAUUCUUUUAAGAGUCAAAACAUCAGAGGAUGCCGAUGAACUACUUGCAACUCUGAAUAAAUUUAAAACAUAAUUUUGUAGUACUGAUUGUAUUUUUUGUAUUGUAUCUUUGAAUUAAGGUAGUUGCUGAUUGAGUUUUUUUACUGUAUCAGCUGAUGCAGAUGCUGAUUUUGUUCAUAUCAAUGUAUACUCAGAGGCACAAUUAAUAAUUGUGCCUCUGAGUAUAUUUUUUGUAUUGUAUCUUUGAAUUACGAUAGUUGUUUGAGUUUUUUUCUGUAUCUUAAUGCUGAUUUUUUUAUAUCAAUAUCAGGACGCUGAUGUGCUAAUUAAUGAAUUAUUUAUUUAACAAAUUAUUUUCCAGAAUUAUUAGAAAAUGACUGAUUUUAUAUAAAACAUUUUUCAUUGAUUUUUUGAGAAGAUAUUUUGAAUUUGUUAAUGUUGGGUUAGUAAUUUUUUUCUUUAUUUAUUUCAUUAUUUCACUUGCCGGCAUUUCAUUUGUGCUGACAUAACUACAUAUAACUCGGCCACUAAGUACUAAGACAUGAUUGACUUUUCUGCAUAAUUUACUUAAUUGUUUCUUAAUAUUUAAGAAUAGUUUUUUUAUGAAAUAAAACAUAUUUUUGAAUUUUCCAUAUAGUUA
Messenger RNA from Bicyclus anynana (squinting bush brown), 2645 nucleotides. RefSeq names its product nuclear pore complex protein Nup50 (gene Nup50). Gene Ontology annotation, cellular component: nuclear pore. The transcript is spliced from 2 exons. Gene Ontology annotation, biological process: protein import into nucleus. NCBI's taxonomy places the organism in Eukaryota, Metazoa, Arthropoda, Insecta, Lepidoptera, Nymphalidae. The record is from RefSeq and is a predicted model, not a curated record. Bases 240 to 2078 code for a protein of 612 amino acids.